AUGAUAGAUCUGGCUAGUAAGCUUGGAAGUAAUUUUCGCGUCCCCUGCCUGUCAGGAGUAAACGUUUCCGGCCAACUCCUCAUCGCCGAGGCGGUCCUGCAACGGUUGGAGUCGUUGGUCUUCCAACGCCACAAACCGAAGUUCUGGGCCCGGAAUGGUGAUGACACCUUCAUCGUUAUCGACCGGGAUCAACUGCUGACAUUCAAAAAACGUCUCAACGCUGCCUUCACGGACAUGCAAUUUACGAUGGAGGAGGACGAGAAAAACUAA
This is a messenger RNA of Spirometra erinaceieuropaei, 270 nucleotides long. The record is from the annotation of a GenBank genome assembly. Lineage: Eukaryota; Metazoa; Platyhelminthes; Cestoda; Diphyllobothriidea; Diphyllobothriidae.